Ixodes scapularis (black-legged tick) is the source of this 1564-nucleotide messenger RNA. Its product is annotated as ADP,ATP carrier protein. Bases 157 to 1068 code for a protein of 303 amino acids. Lineage: Eukaryota; Metazoa; Arthropoda; Arachnida; Ixodida; Ixodidae. The transcript has 4 exons. The record is from RefSeq and is a predicted model, not a curated record. Gene Ontology annotation, cellular component: mitochondrial inner membrane. Gene Ontology annotation, biological process: mitochondrial ATP transmembrane transport; mitochondrial ADP transmembrane transport. Gene Ontology annotation, molecular function: ATP:ADP antiporter activity.
AAUGUGGCCGUGCGGGCCAAGAUGGCGGCAGAGGCCGGCAUUUUGUAGUCCACGAUGUAGUCUACGAGCGCUCCUGUCAAACGCCGGGCGGGGAACCGUCCUGACCUUCGCGUCAAGACCAGGGAUCGAUCGAAGAAUCGACGAGGAUCGUCCGAGAUGUCUGCACAAAAGGACUCUGCCGUGGUUUCCUUCCUGAAGGACUUCAUCGCCGGAGGUGUAGCCGCGGCCAUCUCCAAGACCAGUGUGGCCCCGAUUGAAAGGGUCAAGCUUCUGCUUCAGGUGCAGCAUGUGUCGAAGCAACUCACGCCCGACAAACAGUACAAGGGCAUGAUUGACUGCUUCGUGCGCAUCCCCAAGGAGCAGGGCUUCCUCAGCUUCUGGCGCGGCAACCUGGCCAACGUCAUCCGCUACUUUCCAACACAAGCGCUCAACUUUGCCUUCAAGGACAAGUACAAGCAGCUCUUCCUCGGCGGCGUGGACAAGAAGACCCAGUUCUGGCGCUACUUCGCAGGCAACCUGGCCUCCGGAGGCGCCGCAGGAGCCACCUCCCUCUGCUUCGUGUACCCUCUCGACUUUGCCCGAACGCGCCUCGCUGCCGACACCGGCAAGGGCGCGGCACAGCGGGAGUUCUCCGGCUUGGGCAACUGCCUCACAAAGAUCUUCAAAUCGGACGGACUGGUCGGCCUGUACCGGGGCUUCGGCGUGUCGGUCCAGGGCAUCAUCAUCUACCGGGCGGCCUACUUCGGCUUCUUCGACACGGCCAAGGGCAUGCUGCCUGACCCCAAGAACACGCCAUUGGUCAUCUCCUGGAUGAUCGCGCAGACGGUCACGACGGUGGCGGGCAUCAUCUCGUACCCGUUCGACACGGUGCGGAGGCGCAUGAUGAUGCAGAGCGGCCGCGCGGUAGAGGAGAGGCAGUACAAGAGCACGAUCCAUUGCUGGGGCAAGAUCAUGAAGACGGAAGGAGGGGCGGCCUUCUUCAAGGGCGCCUUCUCCAACAUCCUCCGCGGCACGGGUGGGGCCUUCGUGCUGGUCCUCUACGACGAGAUCAAGAGCUUCAUCUUUUAGGUGGGCACCCGUGGUGCCGGGAAACUCAUUUGUUCCGCGGAAUUGGCCGCUAGCGUCUAGGCUUUAGAGGAAAGUCUUUCUUCGGCGAAACUCCAGUUGCUAGUCGUGCGAGCAGCGAAUUGUUAGGUAGCUUUACUGCAAACCUACAUCUGGAUUUUUUCUUUCUGUAAUUCUGCCUUUUUUGGAGCAGAAAGGGAACAAUAAAAGUGACAAGUGAUUUAGGAAAAAAAAGUUUUUGAAGUUGUCGCGCAUCAUGAGCGGAUACAAAUAGUGGAGGAGGUUCCCGGUGCAACGCGGCCAUAGGAACAGUUGUUAAGAAGAAGGUCGACAAAAAGGGUUGAGCGCCCCUAGCAACAGCCCGUCGCAAAGUGUACCAGUUGUGGUUCCUCGGAGAGUAGGCACGUAGGGAAAUGGAACCACCUUGCAAGCUCUAUCGGCGAAACCAACCGUCCAAGCGACAAGAUAUUGAAAUAAACGUGCAAAGUCUUCGAACAUG